Messenger RNA from Laccaria bicolor S238N-H82, 171 nucleotides. RefSeq lists its product as uncharacterized. Lineage: Eukaryota; Fungi; Basidiomycota; Agaricomycetes; Agaricales; Hydnangiaceae. The record is from RefSeq and is a predicted model, not a curated record. The coding region runs from base 1 to 171 and encodes 56 amino acids. The transcript has a single exon.
AUGGACUCUGCUAUUACUUUUGCUUUAUCUUCAUCUGGUGUCUCGUUGCAUAUGCAUCUUAUAUCAUUGUGUCCUUGCUGUAUUAACCUUGUAUCCUAUCUGAUGCGUUGUAUCCGAGUCGUGGAGCGCGAGUCCAGACGUCCACUACUGACGCAAGGAACAAGUGCAUGA